Molecule: messenger RNA, 2467 nt
Organism: Perca flavescens (yellow perch)
Lineage: Eukaryota; Metazoa; Chordata; Actinopteri; Perciformes; Percidae
Gene: stc1
Product: stanniocalcin 1
Exons: 4
Coding region: 93-929 (278 amino acids)
Biological process (GO): intracellular calcium ion homeostasis
Cellular component (GO): extracellular region
Molecular function (GO): hormone activity
Source: RefSeq, a predicted model, not a curated record
UCCAGUGUAAAGACAUUUGCUGGCAGCUGACUUGUAACAGCCUACUGUGCGUUUCUUGUGUUUCUCGGCGCUGCAGAAGCUUGUCAUUCUUUAUGAAUUACACCCAAAGCACAAAGCGUCUCUUUACAUUUAGUUGUAUUAGCUGUGUUGAGAGGACGAUGCCUUUGAGGACCGGACUUUUUCUCCUGAUGGUGCUGAACGCAUCUGCAAAUGAACUGGAUCAAAACGAGUCUUAUUCGCCCAGGAGAACACGCUUUUCUACCAACAGCCCUUCAGAUGUGGCACGCUGUCUCAACAGUGCCCUCCAAGUUGGCUGCGGAGCCUUCGCCUGCCUGGAAAACUCAACUUGUGACACAGAUGGCAUGCAUGACAUCUGCAAAUCCUUCCUUUACAGUGCUGCUAAAUUUGACACUCAGGGUAAAGCAUUUGUGAAGGAGAGCCUUAAGUGCAUUGCCAAUGGCAUCACCACGAAGGCGUUCCCCACCAUUCGCCGCUGUUCCACUUUCCAAAGAAUGAUAUCUGAAGUCCAAGAGGAGUGUUACAGCAAGCUGGAUAUCUGCACUGUUGCCCGAUCGAAUCCAGAUGCUAUUGGCGAAGUGGCACAGCUACCGAGUCACUUCCCCAAUAGGUUUUAUGGUAAGCUGCUACAGAGCCUGAUGGACUGCGAUGAGGACACAGUGGACCGCAUCAGGACCAGCAUGGUGUCGCGGCUCGGCCCAGAGAUGACCAUGCUUAUUCAGCUGCUGCAGAACAAGCCCUGCCCGUCCACUGCUGUGGCUGCAGCUGCCGCCAUCCCGACUGGAGUGGAAGGCCGUGGGAGCUGGCGCUGGUCCAUGGGUCCCCAUAUGUACAAGAUCCAGCCUAAUCUGCGAAACAGAGACUCUGCCAGCCAUUUUGGCAAAAAGCGCUCUGCCAGUGACAGCUCCUAACUUCCACACAGAUUCAGAAACUCCACAAAAAAACCAUCAUGAAAGCUCCUCUGUUCCCUAGGGGUGGUAAAACUCCGCUAGACUGGAAGUCACAGAAACAUGCACCUCUAGGGAAUGCGGUGAGAGUAGAUAUCAGAGUUUGAUUGUUGUUAUGUUGUAUAUCCUACACUUUAGGCUUGAGAGAACCCCCCUUCCAUCGAGUCCGCUCACAGUUAGUGUCGAACAUGUGGCUGUUGCAUCUGUGCGACGAAGCGUUCCUGUUCACUCUUCUUCACCUCAUCCAACAGAGAUGAAGCCUUGAGAAGUCGUUUGAAGCCAAGCAUAAAACGUAAAGAAAAAAAAAAAAACAGCCAUAGUGGUUAACGCCUCGAGAGCACACGUCUGUACUUUUAAGAAGACAAAAACACAAUCUCAUAACCCCAACAUUUGUUCAUGAAUAGAAACCAGUAGUCGGAUUAUUACUAGUUCACCGAUAGGAAUGGGAAAUUAUUGGUAGAUGUAGUUAACAUUUCAGCGAUGAGACCUGUCAAAUUGUGAGCAUGAGAUGUGGAAAUGAGUUUCAUAUCUAUUUCCGGUUAAAUUUACUGUACACUAAGUUAUCUGAGACAGCCAUAGCUCGCCCUCUAAAAGAGAGAGUGCUCACUACGGAGCAAGGUCCAAGGGGUUUCGUGAUAACCUUUGAGAGGUUACCUUAAACUGACCAAAAAAACUUCAAACUGCCCUGAAUGCUAUUCAUGAAAUACCCAAAUAGUGUAUAGCUAUAGAGCACUUAUUAGGGGUGUCACGAUUUUCAUUUUAAAAUAGAGUUUAGAGAGUUUUAGAUUUCCACUAUCGAAAUCAGAAGCAGGAUCAGCGAUUUCACCAGUAAUUUGACUUGCGCAAGUGCGAAUACAAAACAAAACAGACACAGUGUAGCUUACCGGGUGGUAGCUUGCAGCUAAAGACACAGGGUAAUGUUAGCUUACCGGUAGCCUGUAGCUGCUAUUUUCCAGACACCGUGGCCACUGCCGGAGAUAACAGAUAAAAAAAUCAGAACCUACUGUCCUGAAGUCACCGUGUGGAAACAUUUUGUCUUCCCUGUGAGUGAGUUAGGGAAACAAACAACGAAGGUAAAGCAUGUGGGCUCCAACGGGACUUCCAACACAAUCUCACUCCCAGCACGUCCAAAACUGACGCUUAGUCAGGGGCCUUUGUCAUUUGUUACUGGAGCAACUUUAGUGUCUCAGUCAGAUGUAGGGGGCUUUCAACUAAUCAACUACCUAAAAAAUUAAACACAACCCAUCCGCGGCGAUAUUUAACACUCUGGUUACCCAUUUGGUUACCCAUUUUUCAGCAUGCAUGGUAAAAACACUUAGUUACGGUUAGGGAAAGAUCAUGGGUCGGAUUACAAAAUGCACAUUUAAGUGACACGUGGGACAGGAAACGAAUCCCGGUCUCCUGUGUGACAGUCCUGUGUUGUUUGACACAUCCACCACCCCAACCUGCCUUCUUACGCUGAUUUUCAGUCCUUAAUACCACUCCCUACCAUUGUUGCUCUU